GUGCUAUCGGAUUCAUCCUGCUGCAUACAAGUCUACGCCGAAACGGCCUCAAUUCUCAUCGCCUUGAACGCCCUAUAUCCAGAUAUCCUGUGCUCCGAGUUCUUGCGGCUCGUUAUCUCGGUGUUCCUCAGACCGCAUCCCUGGGCCGACAAUGAUCAGGGUAGCCUAAGACCACCCCCGACGAAGGAUUACCGCAGAACAACAACCCUUCACAAUGUGGCGGGACCGCACCAACCUGUAUAUCUCCUACCGCCAGUCGUUCGCGCAUCACCCAGCCAAGAAGCCACGUUAUCUCGGAGCAUCCAAGGGCUUCUCCGAUAGCACAUCACAGCCCGAAGAAAGCCGACGACUCAUUUCGGAAACUGGAGGACUCGACGAUGAUGGCGACGCAAUUAUCGAGAUGGACGUUUUACCCCCGCGCUGGGUCGACGUACAGGAAGAAGUGACGGAACUACUGGCCGACAUCGCGCAGAAGUCCGCCCUCCUAGAUAAAUUACACCAGAAGCACCUUCUACCUGGAUUUGGCGACGAGGAUGCGAGGAAGCAGGACGAAGCUGUAAUAGAGCGACUGACACAGGAGAUCACGCGCGCUUUCCAUAUGUGCCAGAAGGCUGUUCAGAAGAUCGAGGUGAUGGUGCGGGAGGCUAAACAACAGGGUGGAGUAAGCAGCGGAGAUGAGACUAUGGCGAAGAACCUGCAGAUAUCUCUUGCUGCGAGGGUACAGGAGGCUAGUGCUCGGUUUCGAAAGAAACAGAGUAACUACUUGAAGAAGUUACGAGGACUGGAGGGCGGAUCAGCACCGUUUGAACGAUCCCCGACACCUAUGCAGAACCCCUACACAGACCCUUCGUUGAUGGAGUCUGACGCGGACAAGUCAUUCUCGCAGUCUACGCUGCUGCAAACGUCGCAACGCCUGACGGGUCAGAAUGACGCCGCCAUUGAGCAGCGGGAGCGGGAAAUCAACGACAUCGCCAAAGGCAUCAUCGAAUUGUCGGACAUCUUCCGUGAGCUACAGGCUAUGGUUAUUGACCAGGGUACUAUGCUGGACCGGAUAGAUUAUAAUAUUGAGCGGAUGGGGACGGAGGUCAAGGCCGCGGAUAAGGAGCUCAAAGUGGCCACAAACUAUCAACGACGUACAGUGAAGCGCAAAAUCCUUCUCCUGUUGGUGAUCCUGGUGGCAGGUUUGUUCAUCGUUCUACUGGUGAAGCCGAAGAAACAUAGUUCCCCGGAUCCCGCCCCGGUACCGGCACCGGCGCCGGCGCCUCCUCCCCCGCAAAAUGAACAGCCGCCCGCCAUGGCCCCGCGAGCAUUUGAGAUCAUAUCCCGCCGGAAGAGACACCCGUCCUUGUCACGGGCAGCGAGAAACAAAUGGGGUGAUCCAGAUAUAUAUCGAUAGCUCGCAUCUCAGGAUUCGAUGAUAAUAGUAAUGAAACUAAUUCAAAUGAAUUCAGCGAUCGGUCGAUUCGUUGU
Molecule: messenger RNA, 1470 nt
Organism: Aspergillus ibericus CBS 121593
Lineage: Eukaryota; Fungi; Ascomycota; Eurotiomycetes; Eurotiales; Aspergillaceae
Product: t-SNARE syntaxin TLG2
Exons: 4
Coding region: 215-1396 (393 amino acids)
Biological process (GO): vesicle fusion; intracellular protein transport; vesicle-mediated transport
Cellular component (GO): membrane; endomembrane system; SNARE complex
Molecular function (GO): SNARE binding; SNAP receptor activity
Source: RefSeq, a predicted model, not a curated record